AUGACCAAUAAGGGUGCCCUUGAGGCACAGGACCGGUCACUGGAAGGUAUCAGGGAUUCUUCUAUGAGUGGUGCAACUCCAUUGCUUUCAGGAGAUUUCAGGCAAACCCUUCCUGUUAUCCCUAAAGGGAGCCGGGCUGCUGAAGUGCGCGCAUGCCUUAAGUCAUCCACGUUGUGGCUCCAGGUUAAGACCUUGAGCCUAAGCACAAACAUGCAUGCACAUUUGCUUGGUGAUAUCACGUCUGCAGCAUUUUCUGAAGAGAUUUUAGCCCUUGGAGAAGGCAAGGUCCCUAGGAAUGAUAGGGGCGACAUAACCAUCUCUGAACUGUGCAAAACCGUGAACAACCCUUCCGAUCUUUUGGAAACAGUGUUCCCCAAUCUGGAAAGUAAUUAUGCAGACAUCUAUUGGCUCAUUGAAAGAACCACCCUGGCCCCUAAAAACGUAGCUGUCAGUGCUAUCAGCGACCAGCCCAUAAGCCGAAUUCCGGGUGAAGAGCGCAUCUACAAAUCGAUUGACCGGAUCUCUGACCCCCAAGACAUUGUCAAUUACUCUAUCGAGUUUCUCAACUCAUUGGAGCCAGCAGGGCUUCCACCUCACAUUCUUAGGCUAAGGGUUGGAUGCCCAAUUAUGCUAAUCAGAAACUUUCCUUCCGCCUAA
Octopus sinensis (East Asian common octopus) is the source of this 657-nucleotide messenger RNA. RefSeq lists its product as uncharacterized. The coding region runs from base 1 to 657 and encodes 218 amino acids. The record is from RefSeq and is a predicted model, not a curated record. The transcript has a single exon. NCBI's taxonomy places the organism in Eukaryota, Metazoa, Mollusca, Cephalopoda, Octopoda, Octopodidae. Gene Ontology annotation, biological process: telomere maintenance; DNA repair. Gene Ontology annotation, molecular function: DNA helicase activity.